CUUUUUUUUUUCUGGAAGGAAAAGUAUGUAAGAAAAGAAUGGAGGGAGGAAGUGGAAACUCUUUUAUUUCUCUCUUAAAAAAGCCUUGACCUUUUGGUUCCAGGGGUAAACAAGAAAGAAAGUGGACCUCUCGUCUCAAUGAUGGGGCCGGAGUUGGUUGGUCGUUUCCCUGCAGCAUGCAAGAAUCUUCCAUCCCCAUAAACAAAUCGGUUCUAACCUUCAAAGCUUAUUCAGCUGGAGCAGAGAGAACAGGUCUAAUCAAUGUUUAAUCAAAGCUUUGAUACCGAUUGGGACUGAUUAACGAGCUCCACCGUCGCCGACGAGGAUGCCGAUCAGACCAAAUUUCACCAGCCCGGCUGAAUAGAUAGAACUCCCAUAAUGCCAGUUGAGGCCGACGGCCGCCUUACUCCGCCGUCGCCUCCUCCUCCCUCUUUCUCUGCCGCCAUCAGUAGCAGUAGCAGUACUAGGGACUGGUUCUUUCCUUCUCCUUCCAAUUUUGUCCACCACCAUCAAUCGCCGCCGGAAUUCCCUCGCGCUCGCAGCCGGCGGUUCUCCACAAUCCCAAACAGGACAUCUCCCAGUUCCACUCCUCCUCCGCCUCCUUAUGCAACCCGCCGCCGCCGCGUUGUCUACUUCCCUCACCAUCUCUCCCCCAAGCCGGAGCAGCAGCAGGCCCUUCCUGUUCCUCUUCCGCAGCCGCCACCGCCGGUUGACUCUAACGCUGACCGCCCCGCCCCCAAGAAGAAACAUCUUCUUCAACACGGCACUUACUUUGAGCUUCUCCGCCUAGCUCUAAUCCGAUGGCACUUCGCCAUUUCUGCGUCGUUUCUGAUAGCAGCUCUCGCUUCUCUGCUCCACAAGAAUCUCUCAUUGCGGAACCAGGUCGUUGACUUGCAGGAUGAAAUUGCAAGACUUAACAUUGGGUUACUGGCCUGCAAUAUGUCUUCCUCAAUCGAUUUCCGGUUACUGGAAACGGCGGCGGUUGAUCUUUACGCCGGCCAAGGCUUGAAACAUUUGUCUCUGAUUGCCUCACUUGCCUUGUUAUCAAUCCCGCUUCUCGUUUUCAAGUACAUUGAUCUCGUCUCAAAAUCGAGAAGUUCAGAUGCUGCUUCAGAAGAAGUUUCUUUGAGCAAGCAGCUUGCUUAUAGAGUGGAUGUCUUUUUAUCAGUGCAUCCUUAUUCUAAGCCACUGGCACUGAUUGUUGCCACAUUGCUGCUAAUCAUUCUUGGAGGAUUGGCGCUCUUCGGUGUUACCAGCGAUGGCUUAGCUGAUUGUCUAUGGUUGUCGUGGACCUAUGUCGCUGACUCGGGCAACCAUGCCGACUCUGAAGGUAUUGGGCCGAGGCUUGUUUCUGUUUCUAUUAGCUUUGGGGGCAUGCUUGUAUUUGCAAUGAUGCUUGGACUUGUGUCGGAUGCCAUCUCUGAGAAGUUCGAUUCGUUGAGGAAGGGAAGAAGUGAAGUAGUUGAGCAGAACCACACCCUUAUUCUUGGAUGGAGUGAUAAGUUGGGUUCACUGCUGAAUCAGCUUGCAAUUGCGAAUGAGAGUUUAGGUGGGGGGACUGUGGUAGUAAUGGCUGAACGAGACAAAGAAGAGAUGGAAUUGGACAUUGGGAAAAUGGAGUUUGACUUCAAAGGGACCUCCGUUAUAUGCAGAAGUGGGAGCCCCUUGAUUUUGGCUGACCUCAAAAAGGUAUCUGUUUCCAAAGCCCGUGCCAUUAUUGUACUUGCUGAGGAUGGAAAUGCUGACCAGAGUGAUGCUCGUGCAUUGAGAACAGUCUUGAGUCUAACAGGAGUGAAAGAAGGGCUGAAGGGCCAUAUUGUGGUGGAAUUAAGUGAUCUUGAUAAUGAGGUCCUUGUGAAACUUGUUGGUGGGGAACUUGUGGAGACUGUUGUCGCUCAUGAUGUAAUUGGCCGUCUCAUGAUUCAAUGUGCUCGGCAACCAGGACUGGCACAGAUUUGGGAAGACAUCCUUGGCUUUGAAAAUUGUGAAUUUUACAUCCAAAAAUGGCCGCAGUUAGAUGGCAUGCAAUUUGAGGAUGUCUUGAUCAGCUUUCCGGAUGCUAUACCUUGUGGGGUCAAGGUUGCUUCAUGUGGUGGUAAGAUUGUAUUGAAUCCUGAUGAUUCAUAUGCUCUGCAAGAAGGCGACGAAGUGCUUGUUAUAGCAGAAGAUGAUGAUAGUUAUGCUCCAGCAGCAUUACCUACGGUGUGGAGGGGAAGUCUGCCCAAAGACUUCGUUGUACCAAAGUCUGCAGAAAGGAUACUACUUUGUGGUUGGAGAAGAGAUAUGGAAGAUAUUAUAAUGGUGUUGGAUGCGUUUCUUGCACCGUGUUCUGAGCUCUGGAUGUUCAAUGAUGUUCCUGAAAAUGAGAGGGAGAAGAAGCUUAUCGAUGGUGGUCUUGACCUCAGCAGGUUGGUAAAUAUAUCAUUGGUCAACCGAGAAGGCAAUGCAGUCAUCAGGCGUCACUUGGAAAGCCUUCCCCUAGAAUCCUUUGAUUCGAUUUUAAUUUUGGCCGAUGAGUCAGUCGAGGAUUCAGCUAUUCAAGCUGAUUCUAGAUCUCUAGCAACGUUACUGCUGAUUCGUGAUAUUCAGGCGAAGCGGCUCCCUUACAGAGAAGCAAUGGUGACCUCAGUUCAGAGAGGGAGCUUCUCACAGGGAUCUUGGAUAGGGGAGAUGCAACAGGCCUCUGAUAAAUCAGUUAUAAUCAGUGAGAUUCUGGACCCAAGGACCAAAAACCUACUAUCCAUGUCGAAGAUCAGUGACUACGUUUUGUCGAACGAGCUUGUCAGCAUGGCGCUGGCAAUGGUUGCCGAGGAUCGUCAGAUCAAUCAUGUGCUCGAAGAGCUAUUCGCGGAGGAGGGAAACGAGUUGCAGAUAAGAGAAGCUGAUCUUUACCUGCGUGAAGGAGAAGAGCUGAGCUUCUAUGAGAUAAUGUUGAGAGCUCGGCAGAGGAAAGAAAUCGUGAUCGGAUACCGUUUAUGUAACGCGGAAAGAGCUGUUAUCAAUCCGCCGGCUAAGGCGGAGAGACGGAGGUGGUCGGUGAAAGAUAUGUUUGUCGUAAUUGCUGAGAAGGAAUAGAAAGAAUUAUUCUUCUUUUUCUUAGAGAAAGAAAGCCUCAAACAUGCUAUAUCGUCUCAUUCAAAAUACAAAUUUGUUACAUGGGCAUGUGUAAAAUUCUACUUAAUUUUUGUUUUGUAUAUAAUGGCCAUGUAACUAUGAUAACAAAAAAUACUCGAUGUUUGGAAAUUCAGUGUCCAUGAAACUGUACCGUACCGGCGGUUAAACCACGAAAUACCAGUAUUGGAGGCUAAACCGAUAGGCGGUAUUUACCGGUAUAACGGUUGAACUACGGUUAAACCACGGUUUUACCAUAAAAUACCCUGCCGCUGACUUUCCCGAUACGGUAUCCGAUACGGUUUCAUGGACCAUUUGGAUAUCAAAUUUUGAGUAAUUUUACUUUUGGGUAGUGUUGGGUACCUAAGAGAAAAUAGAUAUUCUAUUUUAGUGCAAUUUUUUUUGUUAGGAACAAACCAAAAGAUGGAAACACCAAAAUUAAAUGUGAUUAGAUUGAAGGCAGACAGUUAGUGGGAUGGUCUAUGGUGCCUUUUUUGUGCGUACGAUCAUCUGGAUUCAAAUUGGUUGAUCCAAAUUCGAUUGAGUUCAAAUUUAAUCCAAACUCAUUAAAAGUGUAUAUGACACCGUUUGGCUUGGACCCAAUAUCAAGAUUGGUCAUGACAGUUGAGUCAAAUUAUUUAAUGAGUCAACCCAUUAUCAUUCCUACAUAUCUUAUCUGUUAUUACACUCAAAUAUGUUUUAACAUAUGUACCUGAUUCGAGAUCGAUGUAGUGUGACAGCCAGCUAAGAUAGUAAAAAAAAAACAAUUCAAUUCAAUGAUAUGAGCUUGUGCCUUCAUAUUAAGGUAAGAUAAAAAGGAUCGAUAAAGAGGAUUAACUUUUCAAGUGUAGAGGAAAAAUCAAAAUGCGGGAGGGAGAGGGGACGGGCAGAACAUGGCGCCGCCGUAACUGAACAAUUUGGCACGACACGACACUUAUGGGAUCACAGCAAAUUGGGGUCCAUUUUAAGCUUUGCUGAAGAGCGCAAUCAUUUCAAACACGGCAAAGGAUAAAAUGGUCCACUCGACUCAAGCGCAAAUCACUGCGACCUGCCGACCUUAUGGUUAAGUUUCUCGGUGUCCUUUUCUUUUCCUACCUGUCCCCUCUUUCUUCUGCUCCCUCAAAAUUAACACUGUCAAAAAAACUUCUGUAUAUGCAUUCAAAAUGGUCUUUAUCUCUCACCGAAAGCUGGCCAAAAAUAGACAUAAGAAAUUAUACCUUCGAUG
This is a messenger RNA of Linum trigynum, 4336 nucleotides long. Lineage: Eukaryota; Viridiplantae; Streptophyta; Magnoliopsida; Malpighiales; Linaceae. The record is from the annotation of a GenBank genome assembly.